This is a messenger RNA of Trichoderma virens Gv29-8, 8283 nucleotides long. RefSeq lists its product as uncharacterized. The transcript is spliced from 17 exons. Gene Ontology annotation, cellular component: nucleus. NCBI's taxonomy places the organism in Eukaryota, Fungi, Ascomycota, Sordariomycetes, Hypocreales, Hypocreaceae. Gene Ontology annotation, biological process: protein phosphorylation; DNA damage checkpoint signaling; telomere maintenance. Gene Ontology annotation, molecular function: zinc ion binding; protein binding; protein serine/threonine kinase activity. Bases 1 to 8283 code for a protein of 2760 amino acids. The record is from RefSeq and is a predicted model, not a curated record.
AUGGCUGCCGACACACGCGAGGGCGGUCCACCGCCGUCUACGCUGGCGGCGCAGCUGGUGGAAAGCAUUGCGGCGUCAACCAAAGUCUCCCGAACCGAUGAGAAUAGCGAGCUCAAGGGACUUUUGGCCACUAUCCAGCGCGUGAAGGAUAAUCCAGACCUCCUCAAAUCACCAAAUGAUCGAAUUGAGCACAACCAUAUGCUUAUCUAUGUAUACUGUCGAGUUGUUCUCGAAAACAUAAAGCUCGACGACCCAUUUCUUGAUCGAGCGAAUGUACGAACCGAGUCUCAGAAGGCCAUCAAUUUCUUGCGAUUUACAAUCAAAGAAACGCCAUCAGUAUUGCUCCAUCAAAAUGAAAAUCGUGGACUGCUCUUCCGUGGCCAAGAGCCUCUGUGGGUUUGGCUUUUGCCACAACUGCUGAGACUUUUGGGACACCCUCAAUGUCUUGAACUGGAUAGCUCCAUUGAAGGAUUUCUCCAGUAUAUCCUCCUGCUAGUCGCACGAACCGGGAGUUUGUGGAAAGUAGCCCCGUUUUUGGGACUGUAUCUUCGUGCAUCAUUAACAUCUCUUCUUGACCAUCUCCAAAGCCCAUCUCUCGUCCCUUCUCAUGCAGAUCUUCGUACGAAUCUAGAACUCCCCCCAUCCUUUGCCCUUGAUCAAAUUUUGGACAGAGAUCAACAACCCACGACUAAACGCCUAUCGUACUCGAUUUAUACCGUACGACAGGGAUUACAUCUGGCGUCAAGCCUGGCGAGAGUGCUCGCAUACCCCCUGACAUCGCCUGAUUCGGCCUUUUCAAGCAGCGUAUCUCUGUUGGAGAAUGGGCCAUGGCUUAUAGAUUCCUAUCUGGACUUGCGUCAUGUCCAAAAGCGAUGGGAGCUGCCAUCCCAAAGCACCCCUCUUCCACUUGCCGAAUUGACUAUGGAAAUCAUCAAAUCUUCGAUUACUAGUGACCACCCAAGUGCCUCACUCAUUGAAAAAUCGUGUGCUCUCCUCAUUCUACUCUGUAGCGAGAUGAUUUCCCCCCCUGAGGAGCUGGUUCAACCAACUCCUGCCGGCGACCAGGCAAGGUCAAUCUACUGCAUGGCUCUUAUAAUCAUUGCCCAAGCAUCUUUAAAAUCUUACUCGAUAGGCCGCUUUGCGGCGUCGAAACUUGUUCAGGAACUCAUUUUACUGUCAUCACAAUACUCCACUAUUGGAGAAGAUACAGAUAUUUGGCGAAGUGUGACUUUUCUGAGGCAAUCAAUUGGUUCUCUCUCACAAGAAUCCUUCCAAGAUAGCAUACGCCCGUCGAAAUUUCAGGAUGCCGAGCUUCGAAAGUGCAUUCAAGAUCUGCACCUAAACUAUGAUGCCCCUAACCAAGCGGCGAACGCGAACAAAAGGCAAAAGCUCUCCGAAGAAUCAACAGACUUUCUGACAAUUUUGACGCAUGGUAUAUUUGAGACCCUUCAAGUCACUCCGCCAUCGGACGACGAUGUGGUGCUGUUUGAGCAGAUCUUCCUGAGGCUCAUACUGCACUGCGAAGAUGCAGCCUUUCUGAAUUUGGAGACCUCUGGCCCGGGGCAGUGGUGUCUCCAGUCGCUAAACAGUUCUAUAAGGGAGCUUCGUAUCUCAGCAGGAAGAACAUUGGCACUCUUUAUGCCCCCAAAACCCACUCAUAAUAUGGAUGAAGCGUUGCUUUCAAGGAAUAGAAAGAAUUCUAUCGCUCUUCUAAAGUCAGCUUCAGAGGCAGACCCACCACUUUUAAUCGAAACUCGAAUUUUGGCCUGGGGUCAACUUGGCAGAGUCGUCACUGAAGAUGAAUUGAACUUGGUCCUGAUAAAGCUCUUAGAAUAUUUGGGCAGCAGUAAUAAUAUUGAAUCGGCGUUCGCUUUCAAUGAGCUGCUAAGUCUUGCUGAGGCUCGGCGUUCCACGCCUCGUCGCCUCUUUGAGCCAUUUUGGAAAAGUCUUGCCUACAUGGCCACCAAAGACAUAGUUCAACGCCCACAGCGAAGUCGGGCCAUAGCAGAACUACUACAAAUAUCUGUUAACGAGCUCCUGCUUCUGAUCCAAUCCCAUGCACUCCCAUGGCUCGUCUUGGAUAAACGUAAAGAUGUGAUCCAAAAGAUUGCAGAAGCACGUCAGGAGACGGAAAUCUGGCGACCCCUUAUGGACAGUCACAAUACAGCCUCAGUAUUGUCACUUUUAAUGCUGCAAGAGUCGGGCAGUAUUGAAGAAUUUGUCAAAUCUAGCCUAGAUGAGAUAUCUCCUCAUUUUCACGCUCUCAGCCUUGCCGACAUUGUCCAGUCUGAGCCUGUACUGACCGCAAUAGAGCUAUUAAAGGCUGCAGCGGACGCCGAUGCUUCGCGUAAACGCCAGAUACAAAAAGCUUUGGCCAUGAUGGCAUCUAUGGUAUUAGGAUCCAUCAAGGAGACAAGAAAUAAGAAGACAGAUUUAGUGGGACGAUUCCUGCAGUCACAUAUUCUCGGGCUUAUGGCACGCUUUACAGAUGUUAUAAAUGAUUCAAUUUCGAUUUAUCCCCAGGUGAUGCAGCAAAGGAGCUGCAUUCGUGCUUUGGAGGAAAUGAUUCGAAUUUGCCAAGCAUAUGCAAGAAUUGCCCGUCCGCAGAUAUCAGCUUGUCUUUUAUCUGCUGCGUCUCAAGACUCGUUGCGCGAACCAGCUAUUUCAUGCUGGGCAGCAAUGCUCAAGUACUUUGAUGAAGAAGACGUUGAGGCCUUGCUUGAGGCUACUUUUUUCAUUGUGAAGCGCUACUGGCCUGAACUAAAGCCCGCAGCGAUGACCAUAAUAAGAGAUAUGCUCGAUAAUCUCUUGGGAAAAUAUGAGCAUAUUGUGGAAAAACACAUUGCGAGGCUCCCAUCGUUAUCUCACCUUGCAGCUUUGAGUGAUAUUGAAGCUAAGCUCAGUGCUUUUCGACCGUCUCUUGCCCUUGAAGAAACUCUGGGGGUAUUUUCUGGCAGAAUUGGCCACGACUAUUCCGGUGUUGUCCACCAAGCGUUAAUCGACUUGGUACCAUAUUUACGAGAUAACCAAAGUGCACUCUACACAUCUGCUAUCAGUCAGCGACCAGACAGCGUCAUUGCCACAUUACUGCGGGCUCUCCUAGACUGCGCUUGCAAAUACAAUGGAGUCCACAUCGACAUUACUCGGCUCUGCGUUGAGUGUGUUGGGCUUAUUGGCUGCUUGGACUCGAACCGAACCGAAGCGGUACGGGAGCAGCGGUCUAUUGUGGUCUUGGAUAAUUUUGAAGUUAUGGAGGAAGCCACCGACUUCGUCCUAUUUUUGCUCCAAGAGGUGUUGGUACCGUCGUUUUUAUCUACUACCGAUAUGAAGCUUCAGGGAUUCCUAUCUUAUGCUAUGCAGGAACUACUUGAAAGAUGCGAAAUUAGGUCGGCUUGUGCCAACCAUGCCGCUGGAAUAUCUGGCGGCAGUGAAAUACAUCGGAAAUGGAUGACCCUACCUGAAUACGUGAGGGAAGUGGUUGCACCAUUUCUAAACUCGAGAUAUAUGGUGGCACCGAUGAAUCCUCAAGCCGUGGAAUAUCCGAUAUUUCAUCCAGGAAGACUUUAUGGCAACUGGUUGAGAGCGUUCGUUGUAGAUCUCCUACGAAAAGGGCAGCAUCCGCACGCCGAUAUGAUCUUUGAACCUCUAACACGAAUUAUCCGUGUCAAGGAUUUAUCUACUGCAGAGUUUCUGUUUCCGUAUCUUGUGCUGCAUGUCCUUUUGGGACCAAGGAGUAGCCAGACAGAGAAAGAUCAAAUUCUCGGAGAGAUUACGCAGAUAUUGAAAUGCCAACUCUCUCCGGAUGCGUCCUACCAAGAAAAAGAAGACAUGAAGCGGUUUUGUCAUCUUGUUUUCCGGUUCCUUGACUACGCUAUGAGAUGGAUUCAUGCCAAGCGGUCAGGUCGAUUGACUGGGGCCGCAAAAGAAAGUGUGGCUAGAAUCCAAGCCAUGCUGGAUAGCGUUCCCGCUGAGCUAAUAUCACAACGCGCAAUCGACUGUAACGAGUAUGCUCGAGCUCUCUUUCAUCUAGAGCAACAUGCACAAAAGAUGGAUCAGGUUAAGAGAGAACCAGGUGAUCGGACGCGGCUGUUACAGCAGCUACAAGAUAUAUAUGCCAAUAUCGAUGAACCUGAUGGACUUGAGGGUAUCUCGGCCCAUUUACAUGUCUUGGACAUCAAUCAACAGAUCUUGAGUCAUAAGAAAGCAGGGCGAUGGGCUGCGGCACAAACCUGGUAUGAGAUGCAGCUCGCUGAAAAGCCAGAUAACACAGAGGUUCAGAUAGAUUUACUCAACUGCUUAAAACAAGCGGGCCAGCAUGACGUUCUGCUCAACCAUAUCGAGGGAAUGAGGACAGACUCACUCAGCAAUGACAACAGGAUCAUGCCCUUUGCAAUUGAAGCUGCUUGGGUUACAGGUCGCUGGGAAAGCUUGGAAAAAUUCAUCAAUAGAUUUCAAGGCAACGUCUUGCAGGACUUCAACAUGUCUUUAGGGGUUCUCUUUGAAUCCCUGUACAAAAGCGCUCCUACGCAAACUUUUAGCGAGACCGCUAAAAUGAUGAAAGAGAAUAUCGCUCUUUCAAUGACAUCGUCGACAACUGCGUCACUCCAAGCGGCACAUGAAAUAAUGUUGAAGUGCCACGUUCUUACGGAUUUAGAAAUCAUCAUUGGCGCCAAGCCAGAAAGCGAUGAAGACCGUAUGAAGACGAUGUCGCUCCUCGAAGGCCGAUGCGAAGUUAUUGGGGCAUAUUUCAACGACAGACAAUACGUCCUAGGUAUACAAAGAGCAGCUAUGCAACUCUUGCGACCAACAUUCUCCGAUCUCGACAUCUCUGGGUUGUGGUUAGCCAGCUCUCGACUUGCUAGGAAGACAAAUUCCUUACAUCAGUCGUUCAAUGCAGUGCUACAUGCGUCUCAACUCGGAGAUGAUGCAGCUACCAUUGAGAACGCAAAGCUGCUAUUCAGAGAUUCUCACCACCGUAAAGCUAUCCAGCUCCUCCAAGGAGCCAUUGAGCAGAAUAAAUUCAUGACAAAGUCGGGGUCAUCGCUCAGUAUGGGCUCUGCAAGCAAUUUGAACUCCCAUCAAAAGCUGCUCACAGCUCGCGCACAGCUUUUGCUUGCGAAAUGGCUUGAUGCAGCGGGCCAGACACACGCAGGCGCCCUUCGUGAAAAAUACCAACAGCCACCUAAGACGUAUUCCACAUGGGAGAAAGGCCACUAUUACCUUGGUCGCCAUUACAAGAAGAUACUGGAAUCCGAACAGCCGUUGAGGGUGGAUGAUCAAAGUGACAACUAUGUCACUGGCGAGAUCGCUAGGCUUGUCAUUGAGAACUACGUGCGGUCUUUGAACUCGGGAACCAAGUACCUGUACCAAACUCUGCCAAGAAUACUCACUCUUUGGCUUGAUCUCGGGGCGCAAGUUGAUAAGGCCCCGGAAGGCAAGGUUUCGCUAUCUCGCGAGCUUCACAAGCGGAGACUCGAACAAUUAGGUCUGCUGCAUUCGUUUUUGGACAAGUAUAUACAUCGCUUGCCGGCCUAUAUUUUCUACACGGCCCUGUCGCAGAUUGUCGCUCGUAUCGCGCACCCCAACGCCAAUGUCUUUGAGCGCUUGACGCACAUCAUUGUGAAAGUUGUGGAGGCCCAUCCUCGCCAGGCGUUGUGGAGCUUAAUUGGUAUUAUGACAACCCGGCAGGCAUCUGAAAGGAAGACUCGCGGUUCUCAGGUCCUCCAGACUCUCAAGAGUGUGUCCAAGAAGGUGGAUGGGGCAUCGUACGAUCUAAAGUAUCUAAUCAGAGCGGGAGAGAAGCUGGCAGAACAAUUACUGCUGGCGUGUCACAACGGCGACUUCCACGGCAACAAAACUGUGCAUGCCAGCCUUUUCAAGGAUUUGCGAUUCAAUCAAAAAUGCACGCCGUGCCCCUUGGUUGUUCCGGUGGAGAGUUCGCUCACAGCCACUCUACCGGCCGUCUCAGAGCACGUAAAGAAGCACAAGGCGUUUUCGCGUGACGUGGUGUCGAUAGAUUGCUUCUUGGACGAUGUGUUGGUGUUGAGCUCCCUAGCUAAACCAAGACGCCUGACAGCGCGAGGAAGUGACGGGAAGUCGUACAUGCUGCUCAUCAAACCGAAGGAUGACCUCCGUACAGACCAGCGGCUGAUGGAGUUCAAUGGUAUCAUCAACCGGUCAUUAAAACGAGAUGCGGAAUCCAGCAAGAGGCAACUAUAUAUACGAACCUAUGCCGUGGUGCCACUGAACGAAGAGUGCGGCAUCAUCGAAUGGGUGCCGGGAAUCAAGACGAUGCGAGAUAUCUUGCUGAAUCUCUACGCCGCGCAAAAGAUUCACCCAGAUUAUAACGCUCUUAAACAGCUCAUGGAAGAGGCGUCGACGUCAGACAGCAAGGUUGGCAUCUUUACAGAUGACGUGCUGGGGCGCUUCCCUCCCGUUCUUCCCUUGUGGUUUAUCCAACAAUUCCCCAACCCCUCGGCCUGGUUUAGCGCGCGCUUGAGAUACACUCGAUCAUGCGCGGUCAUGUCUAUGGUUGGCACGAUCCUCGGACUGGGCGAUCGACAUGGAGAGAACGUCAACUUGGAGGAGGGAAGCGGAGGAGUUUUCCACGUGGACUUUAACUGUCUGUUUGACAAGGGCCUCACUUUUGCCAAGCCAGAGCGUGUGCCUUUCCGGCUCACGCACAACAUGGUAGCCGCGAUGGGUAUUUACGGCUAUGAAGGGCCGUUUCGAAAGUCAUCUGAGCUGACGUUGAGUAUUCUCCGACAGCAGGAGGAGACGCUUGUGACUAUCUUGGAAGCGUUUAUUUACGAUCCCACGCUGGACCUGCAGAAGGAUAAACGAGCCGCAAAACGGAGUGAAUUUGGGGUCAAGCUACAGCCGCAAAGCGUGGUUGACAGCAUCAAGAGGAAGGUCAAGGGAUUGCUACCGAAUGAGAGCAUUCCCCUUAGUGUAGAGGGACAAGUGGAGGAGCUGAUUAAACAGGCGGUCAACCCAAGGAACUUGGCGUCCAUGUACAUUGGAUGUUUCCCCCUCCGAUUCUACUGCCGCUGCUGCCACCUGCCACGACCCUACGAAACAUCCACCGCAACAGAUAUUGCCUCUUCUCUAUUCUAUCCGUCUUCACAGCACCCGCAGCUUUUAUUUCGUCUUGCUGCAAACAUGCCUCAGUAUCGUAUUGGUAAAUAUACCAAAGUGAAACUAAACUCGUUAUGCUACUAUGUAGAGGUCUCGCCCAACAACCGUGCCGGCUGUCAAGACACCGUGUGCAAGAAAGAAGGCGUCAAGAUUCUCAAGAACGAAAUCAGAUUCGGCACUUGGGUUGAGAUCCAAGAUCGCGGUUCUUGGCGAUGGAAGCACUGGGGCUGCGUAUCUGGAUCGCAGAUUGCCGGUCUUCAGGAAUCUUGUGGUGGUGAUCCUGACAACUAUGACUAUGAUGCCAUUGACGGUUUUGACGAGUUAAAUGACGAUGCGAUCAAGGAGAAGGUUCGGCGCUGCGUGAAGCAAGGCCACAUUGAUCCCGAAGAUUUCAAGGGGGAUCCUGAGAAGAACAAGCUGGGCGAAAAGGGCAUUUAUCUUUCUGCCAAAGAGAAGGCUGCCAAAGAGAAGGCUGCCAAGGAGAAGGCUGCUGCAGAGGCUGCUCCAGCCAAGGCCAACAAGCGUGGCCGCAAGAAGGCUGCCGACGUCGCAGAUGAGCCUAAGCCUAAGAAAGCUAGGAAGUCCAAGAACGAUGCAGGCGAGGAAGAUGCUGAAGGGUCUGCUUCUGCCAAGAGAGGACGACCGAGAAAAUCGAUCGAUCAGCAGGACGAAAAGGUAGAGGGCGGAGAGGCUGAGGAGCCAGCUCCGGCCAAGAAGGCCACUAAGAAGGCCACGAAGGCUACGAAAGCAAAGGUUGUCCAGACUCAACAACCUGAAGAGGAGACUGUGGAAGAGGAUGAAGUCGAAGAGAAGGAGAAGGCUGCUCCUGCCAAGACUGCGCGCGGACGAAAGGCAUCGGCCCCCAAGGCUAAGGCGGCGAUUGCAGAUGAGGAUGAAGACGCCGGAAAGGCCGCUCCAGCCUCUGCCCCCAGGGGCCGCAAGCGCGCUGCCGUGACCAAGACUGACGAAGUUGAGGAGGACGAGCCCAAGCCUCUUGUCAAGAGAGGACGCAAGUCAAGCACUCCCGCCAAGAAGGCUGCCCCCGAGCCUGCGGAGGAAGUUGAGGCAGAAGAGGACACGCCCAAGGCGGCUCCCAAGGGCAGAGGAAGAGGUCGUCCUCGCAAGUCUGAUGCUUCGACGGCGUAA